Messenger RNA from Fusarium odoratissimum NRRL 54006, 3303 nucleotides. RefSeq lists its product as uncharacterized. Gene Ontology annotation, molecular function: protein binding. Lineage: Eukaryota; Fungi; Ascomycota; Sordariomycetes; Hypocreales; Nectriaceae. Bases 279 to 1559 code for a protein of 426 amino acids. The transcript is spliced from 3 exons. The record is from RefSeq and is a predicted model, not a curated record.
CAAAAUGGUUGGGUGGCUGUGGCACUCAAUUGGUAGCCAUCUACCAUCCACAUGCUUGACAUGUUGUUGGCUGUUUCUGGGCUUAGACCGGACGCCAAGAUGGUGUGUGUGUGUGUGGUGAAUGCCUACCUAUGUCUAUUUCUAGUACUAUUUACUACGGUGUUUCGGGAGAUAGAACGUUUCUGAAAGCCUCAUUUUACGCUUUUCACGCGCCCUCACGCGAUCCUUUGACUAAAGAAAUACUGGUCUGAAUUGGAUCAGUACUUGAUAGCUUUGAUAUGGCGGGUGAUGCGGGAAAUGCAGAACUUGCAGGCUCAACCGUCACAGUGCACACCUUGGCCGAUGCUAUGGGCGUUCCUCAGCCCCAGGUUAUCGUGAUAGACAGAGACUACCAGGAAGAGAAAGAAGAAAAUCUCCCUAGCACAACAGAAGACCUCUGGGUCAGUUCAGCAGAUGGCCGAUAUUGUUCUGCCCCUGUACCAAUACGAGUUGGUCCUCUGAACAACAUGCAAACUUUCUACGUUCACAGAGAUAUACUUGUCCAGGCAGAGUGGUUUCGAAAGGCCCUAUGUGGAAACUUCAGAGAAGCAAGUGAGCAAUUCAUUGAUCUGCCAGAGGAGGAUCCGGCUAUUUUUCAUUUCCUCGUUGCAUUUCUAUACGAGGGUUGCUUUGAACCUAUCAGGCCAGCAGCGAGCGUUUUAGAACCAGAAGUCGAUAAGGGGAAGGGUAUUGAAGUUGACCCAGAGCCAGCAGAGGCUUCGGACUCAAGCUCGUCAAGUAGCAGUAGCAGUUCUGGGAGCUCGGGUACCUCAUGGAGACGCCGGCGUCGGGCUCGACAAACGAGACUUGGUGAGGCGGAAGAAACCCAGGAGAAGCAUCCGGGACAUCAUCGACCGGGUUGCUCGUGUCCUCGAUGCCUCGCUCGGCGUGAUUUUUCGAGAUGCUGGCAAUGCGGGGCUCAGCGAUCUCGCGAAGGCAAUCCUCUUGUGCCUGUGCCUUAUGGUCGAGGGGCUCCCAGAAGAGGGAUCCAUCCUCCAGGUGUUUUCCCUCCUCCUGUCAGCAUUCCGAUGCCUCCUCAGCAGAGCCAACCGGAGCGUAUUACAGGAGAGGAUCUUCGGACGUGGUUCCUGGCGUAUGAGCUCAACCUCGACGUUUAUAUUUGCGCGACACGUUAUCUUAUGGACGACUUUCGAAAGGCAGUGAUGCGGUCGUGUGUUGAUAUGCUCGAGACAGCAGGCUGGGAUGCUGCACAACCAAAGAUGAUGCAUCUUUGCAGGAAACUUUAUCACAACGUGCCAGAGGUUGAUGACUUGCUCAAGAUGGUCAUGGCACGCGUUGGGUUCCUUCAGCCGCUUCUCUGGAAGCGCGCGCCUGUAGAGACAAGUGAGUUCUUGGUGAGUAACCCAGAGCUCGCUGCUACCAUUCUACGAGAGACGGUCAUGAGGCAUUCGCAGCCGACGGCGGAUUUGCCAUCGAUGGAGCAUGUUCAUACUACGGCUUAUGAAGACGAGUGGCAGAACUUGGGUCGUGCACCUGCACGAACACGAGCCUAUCACUAGUCAAUGGUUAUAAUACUCGAUGCGGUUUGUGGUCGUUGUUCUUUGCUGUUUUGUCUACAGACUGGAGGCCGGAUCGGUACACUAUUAAUAUAGCCACUGGAAGUUUUAUUUUCUACUUAAAUAUAGUAGGUACCAGCUUUCAUAUCCAUCUCAUCUUUACUAUCUUAUGUGCGAGUAAAGUUAUUCUUCUUGGUGAAUUUAACUUCUGCAGGUAUGCCAGUUUUGCAAGACACCCAAAUCUAGUCAAUAACAUCGUCUCUCAGGCUAAACAGUUGCUGCAGAACCUCGUCCGAUUUCGCUCUUAAUGCCGAGUGGUACAUGACAUUCGUCUCAAAAGUCUUUGUACCCUUGACAAGCUUGGCUGUGUCUCUGGCAAAGUUAUAGUCGACGUACAUAUCCUCAACGAACGAAGCAGCAUAUACAGGAACCUUAUUCUUACGCAGCUUCUCCUGAUCGUAAAGAGCAGGCCAGUUAUCACGACUGGCCAAUAACUUAGCCUCCUGGCGAAGUAUCUGGAGCUCUGGGUAAGUUUCGAAGUGAAAUGGGAAUAUCAUUUCUCCAGAGAAGUAGAGGCAUCCGCUGGUAGAUUCCGUUGAGUAGUUGUCAUUCAGCCAGGAGAAGGGCUUGAGUUCUUUGCCAAUGCGAUUGGCUGACCAGGCGGAGGCUAAACCAGGGCCGUCGCAAUAUAUGGCCUCGUGAAGGAUGGCGUAUAUGAUGUUGGUAUCAAAUGGGUUCCAGCCUUCAAGCGGCACUAGGGAUGCUCUGUUGAAAAAUCCGAACUGAUCGAGGGAUGUUUUUAAUGUCAGGAUCGUAGAGUGAACCUGGUCGAAGCCACCAUGGCUUCCAAAGGAAAUGCCGAUAGUCAAGAGACGAGGAACGGUGAGGACACCGCCAGAUGGCAACGGAAUACUGCCACCUUUACUCUCUAUGAAUUUAGCCACUUGACGGACGUUUUCGACGUCCUCUGGGAAUUUUUCAUAGUACUGCUCGUUGCGUUCUAUGACCCGUUGGAAUGUUGCUUCAUAUACUUGGUCAGGCUUCUUACCCACAGGGGCUAGACCGCCAGUGAGAAAGACUUCCCGAAGACCUUCUGGAUGCAUGGAUAAAUAGGAUAGUGCGAUGAAACCUCCGUACGACUGGCCAAAGAUGGACCAUGGUUGUUUGGCAGCGGGCCACGAGGCGGUAAGAUACUUCCUUACAGCUUCGCAGUCCCGGACUGUGUUGUCCUGGCGCAUGAGGCCGAGGUACCGAGUGCGCCCUUCAACGUCUUCAGAUACAAGGCUUAGCAUAUCAGCACCAACUGGUGUACUUAGGCCAACGCCGCGAUGAUCAAGUAAGAGAAGCUGGUAUCCCUUUGCAAGAGCGUGGCGGGUGAGGGGAUGAUCCUGCGGUUCACGGUUGCCAAAGCCCGGUCCUCCCUCAAGAUAGACCAUAUAUGGUUUUGGGGGCUCGCCAAAUUCGUCUUUUGGACUGUUCUCCGACUCUUCAUCAUCAGGUGGGAAUAUGGGAACAUCGUGUUUCUUGACAGCACGUGCAAAUAGUGUGAUGGAAGGGCCCUGGAUGUCCGUGUAGUCCAGAGGUACUUUGAAGAAGAGCUCCGUGACACAUAAUUGUCCAGGCAGCACGUGAGAUUUUCUGCUGACCAGGUCGGCUUGGGGGAUGGACAAGUUUUCGGGAGUAGACAUGGUGACUCGUGUUACAAUAGCAGGGGGUGAUAGUGAUGGUGUUUUAGUGAUGGCGGGGU